AUGCAGCUCUUCUUGUUCCUGCGUCUGGUUUUAGGUGUAUGGUAGUACGGGCACCAGCAGCCUUUGUUUGACCCUGAAACACAACAGCCAGAUAAAGAAAAAUCAAAGAAAUAUUCAUCCUCAAUAUAAUCCAUACCAUAUAUAUAGAGGUGACACAAAAACCAUAUAAGUUUUAUCGUGUUGUGGGAAUUCAGCUUCUCUUCUGCUAUUGACUUUUCCUAACCAAACCGAUGAUGAUUUCAGCAGACAAGGCUCUUCAAACAGUGCUAAGCGUGGCUCAGCGUCUACAUUCUGUCACUGUUCCGCUACACGAUGCUUUUGGCAAGGUCUUGGCCGAGGAUGUUUAUGCUCCUGACCCUUUGCCCCCUUACCCAGCUUCUGUCAAGGAUGGAUAUGCUGUAAUUGCUUCGGAUGGACCAGGUGACUAUCCAGUUAUUGCUGAAGCUAGAGCUGGGAAUGAUGGAGUUGGAGUGACCGUGACUAGUGGAACUGUUGCAUAUGUGACGACUGGAGGACCAAUACCUGAUGGUGCUGAUGCAGUUGUUCAAGUUGAGGACACUGAACAAAUUCAAAAUAGUUCAGGAUCAAAGCAGGUCAAAAUAUUGGUGCAGACUAGCAAAGGUGCUGAUAUUCGUCCAGUGGGAUUUGACAUUGAGGAAGAUUCCAUGGUGUUAAAAUCUGGAGAAAGGGUAGGUGCUUCAGAAAUUGGCUUACUUGCUAGCAUGGGUGUAAUGAUGGUGAAGGUUUAUCCUACCCCAACAAUUGGUGUGCUUUCUACAGGAGAUGAACUUACGGAACCAACAACCAAGUUUCUAAAUCGUGGCCAGAUUAGGGACUCCAACCGUGCUAUGAUACUGGCAGCUGCAGCAGAGCAGAAGUGCAAAGUUGUUGACCUUGGUAUUGCUAGAGAUGAUGAAGAAGAAUUAGAGAGGAUCUUGGAUACUGCUUUAUCUGCUGGUAUUAACAUUCUUUUAACUUCUGGAGGUGUUUCCAUGGGAGACAAGGAUUUUGUCAAGCCAUUGCUUGCAAAGAGGGGAACUGUGUAUUUUAGUAAGGUUUUCAUGAAACCAGGGAAGCCCUUGACAUUUUCCGAGAUCAAUUUAAACCCUGUAGAGGGUUCAAUUCACAACAAAAUUCUUGCAUUUGGGUUGCCAGGAAAUCCAGUGAGCUCUCUGGUUUCUUUCCAUCUUUUUGUGGUCCCCACCAUCCGCCAUCUUGCUGGAUGGGGAAACCCUCAUCUUUUCAGAGUGCAGGCCUGUCUUCGCCAGCCCAUAAAAGCAGAUCCAGUUCGACCAGAAUUCCAUCAUGCCAUUAUUGGGUGGGAUGUCAACGAUGGCUCAGGCAAUCCUGGUUUUGUUGCAGAGAGCACUGGUCAUCAGAGGAGCAGCCGGCUUUUGAGUAUGAAGUCAGCUAAUGCUUUGUUGGAGUUGCCAGCAACACGCAGUGUCAUAUCUGCUGGGACUGUUGUGUCAGCCAUUAUAAUUUCUGACUUAAGCAGUACUGCCUUUUGCAAUAGUUCCUUAUCGUCAAGUUCAACUUCGGCUUUGGAAGGAAUUGUAUCAAAAGAAAUAACUGCAGAUGGGUCUCAGAAUGCUGAGUUCAAAGUAGCUGUUCUUACAGUGAGUGAUACUGUUGCAUCAGGGUCUGGGCCUGAUCGAAGUGGUCCUCGAGCAGUUUCUGUUGUAAAUUCUUCAUCAGAAAGGUUAGGAGGAGCGAGGGUAGUUGCAACAACUGUGGUCCCAGAUGAUGUGAGCAAAAUUAAGGAUGUUUUAAAGAGAUGGAGUGAUGUCGACAAAAUAGAUCUGAUUCUUACCCUCGGUGGCACUGGCUUCACCCCAAGAGAUGUAACCCCUGAAGCAACCAAAGAGUUGAUCGAGAAAGAAACACCUGGUCUUCUGCAUGUAAUGAUACAGGAGAGUUUAAAGGUGACACCAUUUGCUAUGCUCUCACGCUCUGCAGCUGGAAUACGGGGAUCAUCAUUGAUCAUCAACAUGCCUGGCAAUCCAAAUGCUGUUUCUGAGUGCAUGGAGGCUUUGUUGCCCGCCCUUAAGCACGCAUUAAAGCAGAUAAAGGGGGACAAGAGAGAGAAACAUCCCCGGCAUGUCCCUCAUGCACAAGCUGCAGCUGUUGAUGUGUGGGAGAACAGUUACAAGUUAGCCUCUGCUGGUGGCAAAGAACCUGGUUGUUCUUGUUAGUUGUUCCCCAUUGAAGUAUGGAGGAGCAGAAAGCAUGUAACAGUGUGCUAUAGGAAACACAGAAUAAUGCUGAUGGAUCUUGAAAAAACUGACAGUAACUAUAGAAUGUAAAACUGCAUACACUUACAAGUUUUGUGAUUGGCUUAAACCAGUUACUCUUUAGUUUUCUUCUUUAAAAUACUUCAUUCAAUUAUUUGUUUCAGUUUUAA
This is a messenger RNA of Alnus glutinosa, 2404 nucleotides long. Its product is annotated as molybdopterin biosynthesis protein CNX1. The record is from RefSeq and is a predicted model, not a curated record. The transcript is spliced from 14 exons. Gene Ontology annotation, molecular function: molybdopterin molybdotransferase activity. Gene Ontology annotation, cellular component: cytoplasm; cytosol. NCBI's taxonomy places the organism in Eukaryota, Viridiplantae, Streptophyta, Magnoliopsida, Fagales, Betulaceae. The coding region runs from base 231 to 2195 and encodes 654 amino acids. Gene Ontology annotation, biological process: Mo-molybdopterin cofactor biosynthetic process; molybdenum incorporation into molybdenum-molybdopterin complex.